Molecule: messenger RNA, 234 nt
Organism: Prunus armeniaca (apricot)
Lineage: Eukaryota; Viridiplantae; Streptophyta; Magnoliopsida; Rosales; Rosaceae
Source: the annotation of a GenBank genome assembly
AUGGAUGCCAUAGAUUUAGUAGUGGAUCCGCUCAUAGAGUUCUCCAAGGACAGCAUUCGACUCGUCAAGCGGUGCCGCAAUCUUGAUCACAAGGAGUUCGUAAUGAUGGGAUUUGUUGGGUUCUUCAUGAAGCUGAUCUUCAUCCCCAUCAACAACAUCAUUGUUGGCAGGGGCGGAGCUACAGCCAGGCCUGCCAUGGCCCUGGCCCCCCACUUAAUUAUUAAUCUCUUGUAA